AUGUCAACACUGAACCAUCUCUUUGAUCUUCAAGAACAGAUUUGCUAUGUACAAUGCGGUUUCUGCACCACCAUCUUGCUGGUCAGUGUCCCAUAUAGCAGCUUGUCAAUGGUGGUUACAGUCCGAUGUGGACAUUGCGCAAGCCUCCUCUCUGUAAACAUGAUGAAAGCCUCAUUUGUUCCUCUACAUCUCUUAGCUUCUCUUAGCCAGGAUGAGCCAAAAGAAGGUUGUCCUAAUGAAGAGGGGGCUCAAAAAGCCUCAGACAAGCGAAGUCCAUCCAUGGUGGCCUCUUCUGACAAUGAAGAAGAUGAUAUAGUUCCUGUCCACCAUGUCGUUAAUAAACCUCCAGAGAAGAGACAGCGAGCUCCAUCAGCUUAUAACCGCUUCAUCAAAGAAGAGAUCAGAAGGCUUAAGGCUGAAAACCCCAAGAUGACUCACAAGGAAGCCUUCAGUACAGCUGCAAAAAAUUGGGCCCACUUCCCAGCAAUUCAAUUGAAAGGAGCUGGAGAGAGCUGUAGCCAGGAAAGGUCCAUGUAGAAGGCAAUGGUUUCUGUGAAAGAAAGAACUCAAGGCAUUCCAUAUGAGCAAAGACACCCUUUUUGGGUAACAGGUCUAUUAUAAGCUACCAAUUAAAGAAUCCCACUUUUGGGGUUAGUACAUGGGUUCCAAUCACUUGCCCCCUUUUGUGGUAGAUGCUCUAGGGAAAGAGGUUUUCUCACUGCAGGU
Vitis riparia (riverbank grape) is the source of this 726-nucleotide messenger RNA. Its product is annotated as axial regulator YABBY 4. Gene Ontology annotation, cellular component: nucleus. The transcript is spliced from 7 exons. The record is from RefSeq and is a predicted model, not a curated record. The coding region runs from base 1 to 537 and encodes 178 amino acids. Gene Ontology annotation, biological process: polarity specification of adaxial/abaxial axis; multicellular organism development; cell fate commitment. NCBI's taxonomy places the organism in Eukaryota, Viridiplantae, Streptophyta, Magnoliopsida, Vitales, Vitaceae.